UCUCGCUUUACUAACCUAGCUUCAUUGAAAAUGUUUUUUACAUUAUAUUUUAUAAAUUUAUUGACUUGGUGUAUAGCGCAAAGACAAAAUUUUCUUUUAAUAAUCGUCGAUGAUUUAAGAACUGCUUUAGGUUGUUAUGGCGACUCAAAAGCUUAUACACCAAACAUUGAUCAUUUAGCAAAAAGAAGUGCCAUUUUUUCACAGGCAUUUGCUCAGCAAGCUUUAUGUGCACCGAGCAGAAAUUCAUUUUUAACAAGUAGAAGACCAGAUACCCUACAACUGUAUGACUUUUACAGUUAUUGGAGAACAGAUACUGGCAACUUUACAACCUUACCACAACAUCUCAAGGAAAAUGGAUAUAUUACCAAAUCAAUAGGAAAAGUCUUUCAUCCAGGAAUUAGUUCAAACCAUUCUGAUGAUAGCCCUUAUUCUUGGACAGAAGUACCUUUUCAUCCAUUUACAGAAAAAUAUAAAAAUGUUCCAGUAUGCCAAGCAAAUGUGAGACUAUCACCUACUCAAAAUCUUAUAUGCCCAGUUAAACUUUCGUCAAUGCCAAAUAAAACAUUACCAGACAUAGAAAUUUUGAAUGAAGCUAAAAGCUUUAUAUUAAAUCAAACAGGAAGUACUAGACCAUUUUUCUUGGCAGUUGGUUUUCAGAAACCACACAUACCAUUUAAAUAUCCUAAAAAAUAUCUAAAGUAUCAUCCAUUACAUAAGUUUGAGGUACCUAAUCCAUAUAAAUGGUCAGAGAAUGUGAGUAGCAUAGCUUACAAUCCUUGGAAUGAUUUGAGAACAAGAAAUGAUGUUGAAGCUUUAAAUCUUAAAUUUCCAUGGGAAAAAAUACCAAAAAGUUUUGCUCAAUUGAUCAUUCAAUCGUAUUAUGCUUCUGUAACAUACAUUGAUGAUUUAAUUGGUCAGUUAAUAAAUCAAUUGAAAUUUUCAUCACUUAUACAUAACACUACUAUAAUAUUGAUGUCAGAUCAUGGAUGGUCUCUAGGAGAACAUGCAAUUUGGGCAAAGUAUAGUAAUUAUGAUGUUGCUCUUAGGGUACCAUUAAUAAUGUCAAUACCAGGGCUUACAUUCAAACAAAACAGAGAAAAUAAAAGAGUUGAAGUUACAAAUCAAGCAAGUGCAACACAAAGUUUAUUAAACCAUAAACAAACUGAUGGAUAUUCAAACGAUGUAUCAAAAUGUUAUAAAAAAAACGUUUUCAAUAUUGUAAGUGUAAGGAACUCAUUAAAGAAUCAGAUAAUUAUAGAUUCAUUAGUAGAAUUAGUUGACGUAUUUCCAACCAUCGCAAAUUUAGCAAACUGUUCAAUACCUAUUUGCUCGGAUGAAGAUACAAAAAAGGAAAAUAUGUUCAUAGAACAAAGUAAUCCUCGUGUAGAAAUUGUCUGUAGCGAGGGUAUUACUCUAGUGCCACUUAUGAGAGCUGCGCUACAAAAAAAGUCGCUAUUAUGGAAGAAGGCAGCAUUUGGGCAAUAUCCAAGACCAAGUAUUGAACCUUCCUUACAUCCAAAUAGCGAUGAGCCACGUUUUAAAGAAAUUAUAGCGAUGGGAUAUACUUUGAAAACAAAUAAAUAUCGUUAUACGUUGUGGUUACGAUUUAAACCUGAAAUGAAGGUACCAGAUUGGAACGAUAGUAUUGCAGAAGAAUUAUACGAUCACGGUGAUGACGAGGGUGAAACUCGAAACUUAGCAACUUCGCAAACACAUGCUGGGAUAAAAAAUGAAUUGAAAAUUAUGUUACAACGCGGUUGGAGAAACGCUUUACCAGGUACACUUACCAAAUAAAUAAUUCGUAUAAAUACUAGCAUGCAUACUCAUACUAUGAGUACAAAUUUAUUAAAGAUUACAUUACUAUCUAA
This is a messenger RNA of Osmia lignaria (orchard mason bee), 1868 nucleotides long. RefSeq names its product iduronate 2-sulfatase (gene Ids). Gene Ontology annotation, molecular function: iduronate-2-sulfatase activity. The record is from RefSeq and is a predicted model, not a curated record. Gene Ontology annotation, cellular component: cytoplasm. NCBI's taxonomy places the organism in Eukaryota, Metazoa, Arthropoda, Insecta, Hymenoptera, Megachilidae.